This is a messenger RNA of Perkinsus marinus ATCC 50983, 558 nucleotides long. Its product is annotated as cathepsin B, putative. Lineage: Eukaryota; Perkinsozoa; Perkinsida; Perkinsidae. Gene Ontology annotation, molecular function: cysteine-type endopeptidase activity. Gene Ontology annotation, cellular component: lysosome. The transcript has 4 exons. The record is from RefSeq and is a predicted model, not a curated record. Bases 1 to 558 code for a protein of 185 amino acids.
AUGUCAGUUCAAGACUUUCCUCGAGGAUGCCCAUUCUUCGAGAGUUCCGACGAGGAGAUUCGUCUUGUCGAGUCCACUAAGCCAGUGGUAGAGGAUUUGCCGCCGGAAUUCGACGCCCGUCAAAAGUUCAACUAUUGCCGCGAUAUCAUUGGUCAUGUGGUUCAGCAGCCUGUCCCUCCAUGUCGAACAACAUGCACCAACAAGGCAUAUAAGAAAAGCUUAGAGAAAGAUGUUCACCGAGCGAAAAGCUGGAGGAAAGUAUUAAAUGAUGCUCAGAGCAUCAAGCAGGAGAUAUUUGAUAAUGGCCCAGUCUUGAGCUCCUUCAAAAUGUACGAAGAUUUCAGAUAUUACAAGUCUGGAGUUUACGUGCCAACGACCAAGGAAUCCAGCACCUCGCAUUCAAUCAAAAUUAUUGGCUGGGGAGGUGCUUCCGGUCGAGAAUAUUGGUUGGCGGUGAAUUCGUGGAACGAAGAGUGGGGAGAUCAUGGACUAAUAAAGAUGGCAUUUGGGAAGAAUCGUUUGGAAAAAAUAGUACUUUCUAUAGAGCCAGAUAUGUGA